ACGACAAUCUGCAACUUGUUAACAACGGAUUGAAAUCCAGUAUCUCGUUCAAUCAUUUCAAUGAGUUUCUAUCGACAAAACACACGUCUUUCUGCUCAACAUAAAAAAAGUGAAAAAGUUUUGUGCUCCGAACAAUCAGUUCAAACUGAUGAAAAGAGACAUCAACAUGCGUACGAUUCGUCUGGAGAAGUCUGAAAAAACCCCAUUGCCAGCGUUGAGUUACCGCAUUCUAACAUGGCAGAAACAGGAGAAGCUGGACGAAGUACCAAAUGUUUUGGUGGACACCAACGAUAUGUUGACGAUGGAGUCAGACAUGAAGGGCAUAUUACAUGCAACAAUGCCCCCGCAUCAUCCAUCCUCAAUACACAGUCAUUCGACAUCGCCGUACUUAGGAUCACUGAGUAUGAUGAACAUUGGACAAUCCCAAUUGUCCCAAUCGCAAUUAUCGCAUCAGCCGCAUAUGGCUCACAUGUCGUCGCACAAUUCGAGCAAUUCGAAUCUGGUCGGCAUGUCCUCCCAACAUCACAAUCAACAUAAUUCGCAUAAUACACACGCGUCACCGUUGCAUUCGCAGCAACAGCAAGUGACUGGCUUAAGUCCCGUCACAUCAUCGCAACAGCAGCAGCAACAACAACAAUCACAAAACCAAACGAAUUCCGCUCUCAGUGGCCAUCACAUCACAUCGACAGGUCAAACUCAUCCGCACGGCCUUACAUCAAACAAUAACAACAACACCUCAAAUAAGAAUCAAAAUUUGGAUCGGGUUAAACGGCCGAUGAAUGCAUUUAUGGUGUGGUCGCGCGGUCAGCGACGGAAGAUGGCGUCGGAUAAUCCAAAAAUGCACAAUUCCGAAAUAUCGAAACGACUCGGCGCCCAGUGGAAAGACUUAUCAGAGGCCGAGAAGCGACCGUUCAUCGACGAAGCGAAACGAUUACGUGCCGUUCAUAUGAAAGAACAUCCGGACUACAAAUACAGGCCGCGACGCAAGACAAAGACAUUGACGAAGAAUAAGGAAAAGUAUCCGAUGGGCAAUCCACUGUUACAAUCUUCCGAUCCGAACGGAAUUCGUAGCUCAGCAUCUAUAUCAGCCGUUCAACAAGCGGCUGCUGUUAAUCGUGAUAUGUAUCAAAUGCCACCGAACGGAUAUAUGCCUAAUGGUUACAUUAUGCAUGAUCCGACCGCUUAUCAAAGCCAACACAAUGCCUACAUGAGUAACUACCAUCGCUACGAUAUGGGUCAAAUGCACAAUGCAGCUGGAUCGCUGAAUUCAUAUAUGAACGCAACUGGCUACGGUAUGUACGGCACAGUCACAGGUGGACAAACAUCGCCGUACGGUAACAUUCAACAGCCGGGUUCACCAUACAGCAGUCUGCAACAGCAACCCGGAUCCCCAUACGGUUUAACGCAGCCCGGUUCCCAGUUAUCUUGCCAAAGUCACAGUCCCAGUGAAUCAAGCGUAAAGUCUGAGCCCGUGUCGCCCGGUCCACUGCAUCCAUCUCAUUCGCAGGGCGGCGACAUGCGAAGCACAUCGACCAACAAUAAUUUAAUGAAACGCGAAUACGGCCAGCAACCGGCCGGUCCCGAUCUAAAUCAAAUAAUGAACAUGUAUCACAAUAUGCCGGACGGUAUGUCAACGUCCGAACAUCAACGCAAUAUUAUGCACUAUCAGAACAGUGUGUCGCCCGAUUUGCAAAUUCAACAGCAACAGCAAUCGCUGCGAUCGAUGCCACUGGCACAUAUGUGAGAAUCGGUGUCGCUGUUGUCAUCGUAUCGGCACAGCGGCAGCUGUGGUGUGAUGCCGGACACAGGACUAAUGGACAUAUCGACACUGUAAUAAAGAAAAUCGGAGAAAAAUUGGAGAAAAUUUCCUCAAAAAUUUUUUGUGAAAAAUAAUUUCGAAAAAUGUUUUUAGUGAUUUUUGUAUAAAGGACAACCAAUGAACAAGAAGGAACAAAUUUAAAAAAAAAAGUAAUAUCGAAGACACAAUUGUAAUUCUAAAUAACAAAAAAAAAAUGAUUUUCAUCCAAUUUUCCUGAUGAUGACUAAAACCAUCAACAAGUUUGUUAAUAUUUAUAAAAUUGAAAAGAGAAUUUUCGUUAAAACAAAAAGAAAAUCUAAAAAAAACAAACAUUGAAAAACCCUGUGUGAUAUUUCCAUAAAAAAACAAAAGUAUAUGAAAGAGAAGAGAAGAGAAAAAUGAAUUAAAGUAAAGAGAAGAAGAAGUAAUCAAGUGUUCUCGGGUCGUUAUAAUUCUUGUAUGGCAUUAUAAACGGAUCUAUACAGGUACAUUAGACAUUAACAAAAAUCCUAUCGCAAUUUACACUUUUGGCAAAGUUUUUCUCUCCAAUUUUUUUUUAUUGUUUCAAAUUGAUUAUCAUAGAUCGGACCGACAGUUACAGAUUUUGUUUAACUCGGUCGAUGUUGUGAUUCUCAAUUAUUUCAUUAUGACAAAAAUUCUUUCUUUAUUUUAUAAAAUGUUCAAUGCAAAAUCAACCUUUUUUCCAUAUUUUUCGUUCGAAUACAAAAAGAAAAUUCAGCAAAUAAUUCUCUCUAGUCGAAAACCAGUGCGACUUUCUCACAACCAAAAUGUUUUCUUAUUUUAAUAGUAAAUGGAAGCAUUUUAUUGGAUGAUACAAAAUUUAACGAAAAUUGUUUAUUUUUUAAGAAACAUUGAGAAAGCCGAGUAGCAUUAUGAAUGUAAAAGAAGAAGAAAGAAAAUAAUCGGAUCCACUUUCCACCAAAAACGGUAUAGACAUAAUAUCGUCGGGCUUUAUGAUACACAAGAAAAUUAAACAUUUUAUUAUUUGAAUUCUCUUAUAUUAAGAAAACUAUGAAUUAGAAGACGAUUUUUUAAAGACAAAAUCAAAAUCAAAAAGAAAAAUAUUUUAAUUUCUCGGUUACAAAAAAAAAAACAAAAUUAAAAUUGCG
Bradysia coprophila is the source of this 2928-nucleotide messenger RNA. RefSeq names its product SRY-box transcription factor soxNeuro (gene SoxN). Gene Ontology annotation, molecular function: RNA polymerase II cis-regulatory region sequence-specific DNA binding; DNA-binding transcription activator activity, RNA polymerase II-specific. The record is from RefSeq and is a predicted model, not a curated record. NCBI's taxonomy places the organism in Eukaryota, Metazoa, Arthropoda, Insecta, Diptera, Sciaridae. Gene Ontology annotation, biological process: positive regulation of transcription by RNA polymerase II; neuron differentiation; negative regulation of transcription by RNA polymerase II. Gene Ontology annotation, cellular component: nucleus.